Messenger RNA from Sinocyclocheilus anshuiensis, 1670 nucleotides. It is a transcript of the gene st3gal3a, whose product is annotated as ST3 beta-galactoside alpha-2,3-sialyltransferase 3a. NCBI's taxonomy places the organism in Eukaryota, Metazoa, Chordata, Actinopteri, Cypriniformes, Cyprinidae. Gene Ontology annotation, molecular function: sialyltransferase activity. The record is from RefSeq and is a predicted model, not a curated record. The transcript has 11 exons. Bases 209 to 1147 code for a protein of 312 amino acids.
CCUCAACCCUUAUGGCAUGAACUCUGUUUUCUCUUCACCCGGGGAACUGAGCUGAUACGCGGAGCUGAGAGAUAAAAGACAUGUUUUUCUCGUUCCGCCAGAAGAGCUGUAACGACCGACGUGUGAGACAGCGGUGUGUUUAUGGACAUGUUUACAUUCUCGCUGCGUUUCUGUGAGGUGACUCAGACCGGAUGAAGCCUCGUGUGAGAUGAUCAGGAUGAAGUCCACACGUAGCUUCGUGUUUUUAAUUUGUCCCAUCAUGGUGCUGAUAUUCCUCUACUAUUCGUCUGGCAGACUGCACCUACGGAGCCCAGUCCAGAAAUCUCAAUGCGACAAGCAGGGAUUCCUUACCAAGCUUGACAGAAAACUGCCUCUGGAGCUGCAGUAUAAAUAUGGUAAUCUCAGUAAAGGCGAGUGUAAACCGGGUUACGCAGAGGCCAAGAUGACUUCAAUCUAUCCAAAGUUUUCAAAACCUGCCCCCAUGUUCCUUGAUUCAAAUUUCAAGCGGCUAUCAAAGAUCAGCAGUUACCCGCCUCCGUUUGGAGUAAGAACACAAGAAAAGAUAAUUGAUCAUAUUUUACAAGCUACAAAGAGAUAUUCACUUGGUUCAGAACUGGACAGUAUAAGUUGUGUGUUCGUAAGGUCCUUCAUAUUAGCUGCAGGUGAAGCGGGCGUCUCACGAGGAGAGCGAGAGCUCUGUGUUCGGACACGCUCUUGCCUUCAACGCUUUGCUAGCGUCACCCUUUUUAUUCUGAUUAUCAAACGGAGUAUGGAGGGAUUCUGGAAGUCCGUGGCACGUGUCGUUCCCAGAGAGCCAGAAGACAUACGAAUCCUGAACCCGUAUUUCAUCCAGGAAGCGGCCUUCAAAUUCAUCGGCCUUCCAAACAACAAUGGCCUCAUGGGAAGAGGGAAUAUUCCUACAUUGGGGACUGUUGCGAUAACGAUGGCUCUUCAUAGCUGUGAUGAGGUGGCGGUGGCCGGAUUCGGAUAUGACAUGAACACACCUCACGCACCUCUGCACUACUAUGAGAAACUCAUGAUGUCUGCAAUCAAAGAGUCAUGGACGCACAACAUAUCCAAAGAGAAAGAGUUUCUCCGAAAGCUGGUGAAGGGGGGCGUCAUCCGGGACCUGACCAACGGGAUCUGACGUCACGUCCCCGUCAUGCAGCGGAUAGAUAGUAUUCACCAUAUCACUGGUGACCAGCAUCCCAGCCGAUGGACUCACACUAACUCGAGCCGUCAAACGUCCAGAGAUGUUUGAGCCAAUCGCAUGAUGCCGCCGGAGGAAGUGACCUCACCUCAUAUGCUGGACGGUAUCCAUGGCAACCUCACCUCAAACAUGGUAAUGCUUGUUUUAAGAUGCCACCUAGGCGAGAAAGAGUCCAUCCCUGUGUGCCACGGCAGGCGCCCGGCAGAAACUGGAAGCGUGCUGCUUUCUCCUGUUUUUUUAUUCCACUGUAUUCCGUAUUUAUUAGACAGUAUUUUGAUCUCGUCAUUAAGAUGCUUUAUUUUUUAAGCUGUGUCAGCUUGAUUGCUUUAAUAAUGUUCUCUUCAAUCUCAGGCUAUGCACAACAGCACACAACAAAUGAUUGUCACUGUUGAUUUUCUGCUGCUCUUCUGACGUGUGCCAUUUAAAGGGGUCAUAUGAUGAGAUUUCAAGUUUUCCUUUC